CGCCUGACCGCGGCUCAGGGGCACCAACAUGGCUGCGCCCAUGUGCGCGCCCGGGCACAGCUAGAGCGGCGGUUCUGUACCCGUCCCGUCGUGCGAGAAGCUGGUCUGUGUCUCGCUUUGUCGCCGCCGCGUAUCGCUGCCGCUGCAUGGAGCCGCGGGAGUCCUGGGCGGCCUUAGUGGCUGGUGGAGUUGCUGGUGUCUGUGUUGACUUGAUCCUUUUUCCCCUGGAUACUGUAAAAACAAGACUGCAGAGUCCUCAAGGAUUUAGGAAGGCUGGUGGUUUUCAUGGCAUCUAUGCUGGUGUUCCUUCCACUGCUAUAGGAUCCUUUCCUAAUGCUGCUGCUUUUUUUAUCACCUAUGAGAAUGUGAAAUCCAUGUUGCACCAAGGCUCUACAUCAUACUUGACUCCAGCAACACACAUGGUGGCUGCCUCCCUUGGGGAAGUGGUCGCAUGCCUCAUACGGGUUCCAUCUGAGGUUGUCAAGCAAAGGGCCCAGGUUUCUCCUUCCUCAAGUACCCUACAGAUUCUGUCCCACACUUUAUAUCACGAGGGUAUUCAAGGACUUUACCGGGGUUAUAAAAGCACAGUAUUAAGAGAGAUUCCUUUCUCUCUGGUACAAUUUCCACUCUGGGAGUCCUUAAAGGAUCUCUGGUCAUGGAAGCAGGGUCACGUGGUGGAUUCUUGGCAGUCAGCAGUCUGUGGAGCUUUUGCAGGUGGAUUUGCAGCUGCAGUCACCACACCUCUCGAUGUAGCGAAGACGAGAAUUAUGUUGGCAAAGGCUGGUUCCAGCAACGCUCGUGGGAAUGUUCUGACUGCCCUGGGUGGCAUCUGGAGGACACAAGGCCUGUCGGGGUGUUGUCCCACGGAUGGCAGCCAUCAGCCUGGGAGGCUUCAUCUUCCUGGGCACCUACGAGAAGACUCUCCAGCUGCUCAGAGGAGCUGGAGGAGCCCCAAGCUGAGGAGGAGCCCGCUGGGCACAGCCUUGCUCCCGCACAGCCCUGCUCCCGCGCAGCAGCUGCCGGUGGCUGAGCGACGCUUUCACAGCCAAUCCGCUGAUAAUCCCAUUUCCCAAACACCGAGUUUUCCUGCAUGGAAACUGAAGGAGCAGGAGGCUGGAAAUGCCGAAGCCCAGGAGGGAGGCCAGGAAGGCAAGGUAGGGAGAGGGUGCAAGGAUUCCUGGUGUAGGGCUGGAUCCUGAUCCCUCAGGGCUGCUGGCAGAGCCAGUCUUGGCUGUUGUGCUCACCUUAGGAAAUGGAAGCUGCAGUGGCCGAAAUGGUGCCGGGAUGAGCUUGAUGAAAGGGCCCUGUUGAAGGUAUUUAAAAGUAUCAUCAGAGCCUGGGGUGAGGGUUUCCACCAGCAACGUGGCUCAGUGGUGCUUGACAGUCACAGAAUCAUUUUGGAAAAGACCUUUCAGCUCCUACAGUCCCAGCCCUCCCCUCACCCUGCCCAGCCCACCACUACCCCAUGGCCCUCAGCACCUCAGCCCCAUGGCUCUGGGAUCCCUCCAGGGCUGGGGCCUCCCCCACCUCCCUGGGCAGCCUGGCACAGGGGCUGACACCCCUCUCAGGGAAAUAGUUUUUGCUACUGUCCAACCUAAACCAAUUGGGUCAAACCCAUUGUGACAGGGUGUGUGACAGGGAGGGACACGUGGAGGCCGAGCUGGGGCUGCGGCUGGACGGGCCGCUGCGCUGCCAUCCCCUCGUGCAGCAGCGGCCUUCCUGAGGACAACUACUGAGAGAAUAAUUGGCAAACAGAUAAAACAUACAGAACAAAGGACAUAAUUCCUAAAAAUAAUCUUCAAUUAAAGCUGGGGAUGUCAGCCAAGCCCUGCACUGGCUGUUUACUGUAGGCAUCUCCACAGUGCAGGGCAGCAGUGCUCGGGGUGGCUCUUACCGUGUUUUUAGAGAGAUCUAUCUCACAGUCAGCUUUAGGGCGUUGUGGGGGCAGGAGUGGUGGCAGGGAUUUACUACUCUGUCUAAAAAGCUAACUGGUAUUUUGAAUUAAAGCUCUUCAAAGACACUACAAGAGUUAGUGCAGCCUCUGCAGUCAGUGACUGGAGCUGAAGCUAAUCAGUCCUUGGGGCCACAUGCUGCAUUGCUGUUGGGUUUAUUUAGUAUUUGCAUAACCAGCUUUUGUCAUUGCUGCUGUUUGAUUUAAAAGCCCCAACCAAACCCAACCCCCAACCCAUGCAACCAGCCAAAUUGUUUUAGCCACCCUAACCUGGGGGGAGAGGUGACCCCUCUGUGCUCAGGGGCCACCUCUGCAUCCUGUAUUGCAUUUUUCAAUAUGGACUCUGACUAACUUCCACCUCCUCAGCAAGUCAGGCAGGCAGAGCUCUGGCCGCUGCAUGGGGUGUCACCUGAAAGCCCUGGCUCUCCUUUCACCAGUGGGUAUGUUGGCAGCAACGCUGCAUUUUCAUCAAAGACAGAGAAGAGGAUCUAGCAACAGAUUAGAACUUUAUUUUGUUUUCAACUGAAGCUCCCCAAAGCUCACUCUCAACAGCUGUUAUAUUAUAAAUGAACCUUUAUUAAAGACACUUCAAUGCCAUUUGUUAGACACUUCAAUAUCUUACAUGUUUGUCAAUGUACAACAUUGUACCAAAUUUUCUAAUAAAUAAAUAACUUUGUACAC
Molecule: messenger RNA, 2632 nt
Organism: Colius striatus (speckled mousebird)
Lineage: Eukaryota; Metazoa; Chordata; Aves; Coliiformes; Coliidae
Gene: SLC25A26
Product: solute carrier family 25 member 26
Exons: 11
Coding region: 147-1199 (350 amino acids)
Biological process (GO): transmembrane transport
Cellular component (GO): mitochondrial inner membrane
Molecular function (GO): S-adenosyl-L-methionine transmembrane transporter activity
Source: RefSeq, a predicted model, not a curated record